Messenger RNA from Topomyia yanbarensis, 2212 nucleotides. Its product is annotated as mitochondrial nicotinamide adenine dinucleotide transporter SLC25A51. The coding region runs from base 513 to 1466 and encodes 317 amino acids. The transcript has 5 exons. NCBI's taxonomy places the organism in Eukaryota, Metazoa, Arthropoda, Insecta, Diptera, Culicidae. The record is from RefSeq and is a predicted model, not a curated record.
GCAUUCUCUGCUUCAUCCCCAUCAGCCUUUAUCAUACGUUGGCGAAUGUUGCAAAAUUUACUGUUUUUAUUUUAUAUUAUAUCCAAAUACCCCGCUUUCUGGUGCUCACUUCCCAGCAGUAGCAGAUGGAGGAGAGGAGGCAGCGGUGUAUUGGAUGCUUUGCUCAAUUUGUGUCAACGAGUUCUUGUCGGUUCUAUGAUGCGCAGAAUCCCCUCCGCCUACGUGUCCGAUGAACGACAAAAAAUAAUCUUCAACCUGUGAGCUAUCAAUCUGCCUAAUCCCGCUCGAUUGAUUUCAUUUAGUAGCCAAACAAAACGCUUGAUAACGUAUCCAACGCAACAGAACCGAUCCAGGUGUGGGCGCAGAACAAUACUGAAGUGAUGACGGACAAGUGAAUAGCCGUGCAUUCGUGAAAGAUUACCACAUCUAGUUAUAUAACGUAUGGUUCAUUAUGUUGAUAAGUCACAGAUACUGAACUGAGCUGAAACAGUGGCUGGAGUGGAAACAAAAUCAUGCGGACAUUGACACAAAACGGAACCUCUCGGACAAUAACAAAAGCAACCGCUGAGACGAUGGCCGUCGCUCGCACCGAAUCGGGAAUAAAUGGACGCCCAACAAAUCCGACCGGGUCAACUAGUCCACUUCCGCUGAUGAGUUGGCGAGAGUUUGCUUGCGGUUGGGGAGCUGCCUUCGUCAACAUUGCCGUUACCUAUCCAAUCUACAAGAUGAUUUUCCGGCAGAUGUUGCACGGAGUGCAGCUACAUCAGGCUUUCGGUCAACUGCGCAGCGAAGGAAUCACCUAUCUGUACCGGGGGAUCUUCCCACCGUUGGCGCAACGAACCAUUUCCCUAUCGCUGAUGUUUGGCGUGUACGAUGGUACACGCCGGCCACUAGUGGAUUACUGUGGGAUGAAUCAGUACACGGCUAAAUCGAUAGCAGGUUGCAUUGCGGGCUCGGUGGAGGCGAUUUUGAUACCGUUCGAGCGGAUUCAGACGCUACUGGCGGACGCAAAUUAUCAUCAAAAGUACAAGAAUACUCAUCAUGCUUUUCGCUUAAUCUCCAUCGAGUAUGGUUUCAAGGAGCUGUACCGGGGACUGGUACCGAUCCUGUGGCGUAACGGACCAUCCAAUGCAAUGUUUUUCGUGAUGCGCGAGGAAGCUGAUCAGCGACUACCGAAACGUUCAACGCUAGUGACGCAACGGACGCAGGAAUUUGUUGCCGGUGCCUGUAUCGGUGCAUUUAUCAGCUCGGUGUUCUACCCGCUUAACGUGAUAAAAGUGACAAUGCAGAGUCGCGUGGGAACUCCUUACGAUGGUAUGCUGGUGGCACUGCGGCAGGUUUAUAACGAACGUGACCGCAAGCUACGGAACGUGUACAAAGGGGUCAGCAUGAACUGUACCCGGGCUUUCUUCAGCUGGGGCAUCAUGAACUGUGCCUACGAGCAGCUGAAAAAGGUGCUUUAUUGAGCAGUGGCGCGUAAGUUGCGGAGGCUCUGUGUUUUUACUUUACAAUAAUUGUACAGCAGCGAGAUCCAGUAAAAGAAACCAAAAGCGUCGAAUCGUGGCGACAAUAAGAACAAUCGGACGUUCUUCGUGCCAGUACGAAGGCGGACAAACGAAUGUGAUGUACAUAGUCCUUAGAUAAGAUACAGGUAGAGAAAAAGAAGAAACAAUUAGAUUCAGAUGUAAUUUUAAGUUGUUUAGAUGAGGAUAGAAGCCAUAGCGAUUUCUACUGUUCACAUUGUUGUCUAGGAUGUAUAUUCUCUCCCGUUUUAUUGGAGCUGUAAAUGAAUGUAUGUAAAGUUCAUCUUUUGCAGGGCAAUUAAUAGGUUUUCACUCGCUAUAAUGCUGGUCGGCCAGAAUCAAGUGACAAUUCGUUAUUUGCGAUCAUCAAAUGGCCCACUCAAAUAGUUCAAGUGUUGCAUGUUGCAAAAAUAAUGUUUUGCCAAAUAAAGUAGUACUUGUUUAUUAUGACAAGUAAUAUGAAUAAUAAUUGUCAAUAAUUUUACUAAUUUUAAACUUGCUCAUGUGUAAGCUGAGCUGAUUAAGCAACAAUGCUUUUCGUUUGCUUGGCAUCUUAGAUAGCGUUUCAGCGUUAGAGCUUUGCGAUUUUGUCCUCGUUUUUAACUGUCGCUUAGUCCACUCUUAGGGUGCUUACAGAGUGGCGGCGAGAAGCUGAGCUGGCGCUGGAACUGACAUUAGAAUGCGAGAUG